AUGGUCUCGGUGAGCCGAAUGAUUGGCGGGUAAGUCUGUUUCGUCCCUUUUAUGAGCCUUCGGUUAUGGAGGAUUAUUUCCACCUUGUUCUAGCUCUGAUCCCCACAAUGAAACGACCAAAAAUGCGGGCAAUUCGACAACUCCCGCCGCUCAGACGCCCACGACCAAGAAAGUGUCGGCGUUCAAGAGGUUGGGGAAGUUUGCAGGGAGUAAGGCAAGUUGCUUGAUUUGGCUUUAGGUCAUACUUAAUGUCUACAUAAGUGUUUUGCAGAAGGAGCCGAUGUAUCCACUCAGAGAUCUCGAAGAUUCCGAGAAGAUCACAUCCACACCGCAGAAGAUUUCCGGAAUGGUGAUUUUGAAGCGCGAGAAGAAACGGCGAAUGAAUCUGCAGAAGAGGUAUCAUGCCAAGUUGAACAACGGCGUUCUGAAGUUGUACAAGCAGAAAGACAAACAGAAGGAGGACAAGAAACCCUUCACUGCCGAGUUCGACAUUGACUUAUCAACGGUAAGAUGCGUUAAAUUGCGCCGAAUUACGAUUGAUUAUGUGGUUAAUAGAAGAAGUCGUAAAGGUUAUGAAGAAUAAUGGCUUUUUCCAGCUUAGUCAAGUAAUGUACAACGACAACGCCCGAAAGUUGAGUUUGGUUUUCCAAAAGGAGACCUACACUCUCGUCUCAUUUGACAAGGAUAAAUAUAUGCAAUGGAAGACGGGAAUUCAUCAACAUCGGCUCUACCGACAGUUUCAGAAAAAAGUAUGUUCAGUUUGAUUUUAUUUUAUUGGUUUAGAGAGGGUCUGCUUGAUGAAUCCGAGAACUCUCAGCUUCAAAAGACACAGCUCGCCUUCCAGAACAUUGUUGAAGACGGAGCUGCAGGAAAAUUGGAAAAUAAAGUAGCUAUCAACCAGGAAGUGGGACCGUUGGUGAAUGUUGACGAAAAGCCCACAUCACCGAAACAUUCAAAGGAAGGAGACAAAGAUGAAAAGAAGGGAAAGGAGAUGAAUACGAAUGAAAACAACAACCUAGGAACGGGCUCUCCGAAGAAGACCGGCAGCAGCGAAGGAGAUAAGGAAGAGAAAAGGUAAGUUGAUUUGAUGAGGAUUUUAAUGUUUUAGAUUGGUCACGGCAUUAAAGGCGUUGGGAAGUGCUAUGGAAACGUAUAAGUUGGUGCACAGUUCAUCGAUUCAAAUAUUGGAUCGAAUCCAGAAGUGUCACGACGAGUCGAAUGAAAUCCUCAGGGAAUUGAAGAAACUCAGAAGGAGGAAGGUGGGAAUAUUACACUGGAUGAGCUUGUAUAAGAUGUUAGAAUUAUGAAAUGUUUUUAUUUUCUAGCAUUCCAACGACGAUGAUGAAUGUUGCUCGGACGAGGAUGAAGAAGACUCUACGUCGGUAAAAGAACGUCCAAAAGAAGUUCCAGCUACGACUGCACCGUUAGAUCAGAAUGCCAUCGCUAUGUUGAAGGCCUCUGUUUCGGCCCUGAAUAUAAAUGAGGAAGAGCUCCAGGUUGCCAAGGUCAAGAAGGGCCCGUCUCUUCCGAAUAUUGCUGUUAGCAAUGCGGUGGGUUUUGAUUUUGUGUUUGGGAUUACAAAUAUACAUUUUGUAAUAUAAUUUUGUUAGACUUCGUCCAAUGACUGACUGUUUUGCAGAAGAACCAAAGUGAGACCAGAAUAAAGCCUUUGGAGCCCCAUGUAGCUCUUCCCACUCAAUCCCCAGCUCCAUCGGCCAUUCCCGCGCAAACUCAGGCCAAGCCCAGGGUAGAUGCAGCCAAACCGCAGGUGCAUCCGGCACUUUUGCCACCGAAGAAACGAUGA
Messenger RNA from Bursaphelenchus xylophilus (pine wood nematode), 1804 nucleotides. NCBI's taxonomy places the organism in Eukaryota, Metazoa, Nematoda, Chromadorea, Rhabditida, Aphelenchoididae. The record is from the annotation of a GenBank genome assembly.